AACCAAGCUAGAAGUUCUGUUCCCCCAGCCGCCCCUCGCCCCGAGAGGCACUUCCAGAGGAGGCAGGCCCGGCGUCCGGCUCUGGAAACCGCUCACGGCGGGAUGCUGCUGCUCUGGGUGUCGGUGAUCGCAGCCUCGGCGCUGGCUGCACCGACCCCCGCGGCAGGGGGACAGAGGCUCGGCUUAUCCGCGGCGCCUAACGUGGUGCUAGUGGCCAGCGACUCCUUCACUCCCAUUUCCUUUGAGGACCUCACUCCGGCGGGGGAAGCGAUUUAACUGAUGGAAGGUUAACAUUUCAACCAGGAAGUCAGGUGGUAAAACUUCCUUUUAUCGACUUCAUGAAAUCACAUGGCACUUCCUUCCUGAAUGCCUACACAAACUCACCAAUCUGUUGCCCAUCCCGUGCAGCAAUGUGGAGUGGCCUCUUCACUCAUUUAACAGAAUCAUGGAAUAAUUUUAAGGGCCUUGAUCCAAAUUACACAACGUGGAUGGAUGUCAUGGAGGAGCAUGGCUAUUGGACACAAAAAUUUGGAAAACUAGACUAUACUUCAGGACAUCAUUCUGUUAGUAAUCGUGUGGAAGCAUGGACAAGAGACGUUGAAUUCUUACUCAAACAAGAAGGCAGGCCCAUGGUUAAUCUUAUUCCCAGUAAGGAUAAAGUAAGAGUAAUGGAAAAGGACUGGAAGGUCGUGGACAAAGCAGUGCAUUGGUUAAGAACGGAAGCGGUUAAUUACACCAGACCAUUUGUCCUAUACUUGGGAUUAAACUUGCCACACCCUUACCCCUCACCAUCUUCCGGAGAAAACUUUGGCUCUUCAACAUUUCACACAUCCCUUUAUUGGCUUGAAAAGGUAUCUCAUGAUGCCAUUAAAAUCCCAAAGUGGUUGCCUUUACCAGAAAUGCACCCUGUCGAUUAUUACUCUUCUUACACAAAAAACUGCACUGGGAAGUUCACAGAGAGAGAAAUUCAGAAGAUUAGAGCAUUUUACUAUGCAAUGUGUGCCGAGACAGAUGCUAUGCUUGGUGAGAUUAUCUUAGCUCUUCGCCAGUUAGGUCUUCUUCAGAAAACUGUUGUCAUAUACACUUCAGACCAUGGAGAGAUGGCCAUGGAACACCGGCAGUUUUACAAGAUGAGCAUGUAUGAAGCCAGUGCCCAUGUGCCCCUUUUGAUGAUGGGACCAGGAAUUAGGGCCAGUGUACAAGUGCCAAAUGUGGUUUCUCUCGUGGACAUCUACCCGACUAUGCUUGAUAUUGCUGGGAUUCCUCUUCCUAAGAACCUGAGUGGGUUCUCUUUGUUGCCACUAUCAUCCAAACCAUUUGGGAAUGAACAUCCGACCAAGAACCUCCACCCGCCUUGGGUCCUGAGUGAAUUCCACGGAUGCGACGUAAACGCUUCUACCUACAUGCUCCGGACCGACCAGUGGAAGUACAUAGCGUACGCCGACGGCGCCUCCGUGCCGCCGCAGCUCUUCGAUCUUUCCUCGGAUCCAGAUGAACUAAUAAAUAUUGCAACAAAAUUUCCAGAAAUUGCUCACUCUUUGGACCAGAAACUUCGUUCUAUUGUAAACUACCCUAAAGUGUCUGCUGCUGUCCACCAAUACAAUAAAGAGCAGUUUAUCAAGUGGAAACAGAGUUUAGGGCAAAACUAUUCAAAUGUUAUAGCAAACCUUCGGUGGCAUGAAGAAUGGCUGAGAGAACCAAGGAAGUAUGAGAAGGCCAUCCGUGAAUGGCUUAAAACCCCACAAUUCCAGUAACAACUUGAACAAUAACAAGGAGGCAGUGUUCUAAACCUGUUGAUAACACUUUAACUGACAUGAUGUUAGUGCUUACUAAUUUUACUUACUUUUAAGUAUUAUAUCUUAAAGUGCCAAUGGCUACUUUUUUUGGGGGGGUGUCCAAGGUAGGGUUUCACUGUAGUCCAGGCCAACCUGAAAUUCACUCAGGGUGGCCUGAACUCAAGGCAGUCCUCCUACCUCUGCCUCCCAAGUGCUGGGAUUAGAGGCAUGCACCACCAUGCCUGGCUCAAAUUUCAUAUUUUCAAAACUUUGUUACUGUUAAGACCUUAUUCUUACAAGCAUCUGCCAUCUUAAUAAUCAAAGAAUUAAAGGAUAGAAAUAAAUACUACAAGUUAUAUCUUGCUAUAUAAUACAAAAUACAAAAUAUUUUAAUAACCUAAUAACCACCAUUUAUGAACCAUAAAAAUAGUAAUAUAUUAGCAAUUGAUGAUUGGUCCAUGAAUUACUUGUAUCUUAUAGGAUGACGUGGAUGUAUUUGAUGCAUUAGGACUAUUUAAUGGGUUAUUUACUGAUUUUAUUAGUCUUUUUUAGAAUGCUUUAUUUUUACUCAUUUAUUACAGCCAGAGAGCACAUGGGCACUCCAGGGCUUCUAGCCACUGCAAACAAACACCAGACGCAUGCACCAUUAUGAGCAUCUGGCUUAUGUGGGACCUGGAGAAUUGAACCUAUGUCCUUAGACUUCCCAGGCAUGUGCCUUAACCGCUAAGCCAUCUCUCCAGCCCUUACUGGUCUUUUUUAAAAUAUGUAAUACAUGCACAACGUAUUAUGAGCUUCAAAUAGAACAAAAGAGUUAACAAGGGAUGAGAAGUCUCCCUUUUUUUCAAUCAGUACCCUUUCAAAAAACUCAACUACUAAAACCACAUUACGCUUGCUUUUAUAGCCAAGCAACAUAUUCACUAACAGAUAUAUUUUUACACACACACACACACACA
This is a messenger RNA of Jaculus jaculus (lesser Egyptian jerboa), 2728 nucleotides long. It is a transcript of the gene Arsk, whose product is annotated as arylsulfatase family member K. Bases 339 to 1754 code for a protein of 471 amino acids. NCBI's taxonomy places the organism in Eukaryota, Metazoa, Chordata, Mammalia, Rodentia, Dipodidae. The record is from RefSeq and is a predicted model, not a curated record. The transcript has 9 exons.